This is a messenger RNA of Fundulus heteroclitus (mummichog), 2591 nucleotides long. Its product is annotated as cyclin-dependent kinase inhibitor 1A. The record is from RefSeq and is a predicted model, not a curated record. Gene Ontology annotation, cellular component: nucleus. Gene Ontology annotation, biological process: signal transduction by p53 class mediator; regulation of mitotic cell cycle. The transcript has 3 exons. Bases 539 to 1168 code for a protein of 209 amino acids. NCBI's taxonomy places the organism in Eukaryota, Metazoa, Chordata, Actinopteri, Cyprinodontiformes, Fundulidae. Gene Ontology annotation, molecular function: cyclin-dependent protein serine/threonine kinase inhibitor activity.
CCCAUUAAGAUUUAAAACACAACCAAAGUAUUUGUUGUAGAACUGAUUUAAAUUAAAGAAGUACUGGAUAAAAGACUCUGGUUUGAUGUCCACUGAGACAGUUAUAAUAAUUUGAAAUGAUUGAAACAUGUGCCUGUCACACACAAAUGCUGCCAAAUCUCACUCUAUCUAAGGCUAGAGAAGGUGAUCCUCCUUCACUGCCGUCCUACAGAGACAUAUUAAUAAUCUUCUUCAACAACUGAAUUAUUAGUUCCCUUUUGAAAUCACGAAAAAACGAGUAAGCCAUGGUACCUGGUGACCGAUUUCAUUUCAAUUUGUCAAAAAAAAAAAAAAACUGCUUGUGCCUGGUGGCAGAAAGGACAUUUGUAUCAGCGCUGAUCUAUUAAGUCAUUGUGCAGCCAUCAGAAAUGGCAGUUUGCAGGUUUGACUCCCAUAUGAGGAAAUCCCAGUUCUCAGGACGAGGUUACACCGCCACCGUGUGGGCAGUCUCAUGCAUUAGAGAAACAGACAGGAUUAGUUCUUACAUGUCUGGCAGAUUAUGUCCAGGCAUGUACCAGCCGCACAGAGAGGAGGGCCCAGUGACUCACUGGCCGCUCCCUGCCUUUAUAAAAGCAGCUCUGCAGACACACUGCUCCUUCACUCCGGAGGUGCUGAACAAGGCAGGAAGAUGUGCAGAAUCAUGGCUUCCCACAAGUCGUUGCUGAGUCCUCUGGGGGGGACCAGGCGGGCCCGCAGGAACCUGUUCGGCCCCGUGGACCGGGACCAGCUGCAGGUGGACUACCAGGCCGCGCUGCGUAAAGACCUGGACGAGGCGUCGAGACGAUGGGGCUUUGACUUCAAGUCGGACGAGCCUCUGGAGACCGGCGACUUCAAGUGGGAGGGCGUCCCAGAAACGAGGGUCCCGCUGCUCUACAGGUCAUGCGUGCUGGCCCCCAGACGGGCAGAGGGCCCGAGGGCGGCAGACGCCGUGGUUCUGACCAAAGGAGCGAGGGUGGAGAAGGAGAACCUCCCUCAGACGCCAGAGAAACGUGCAGGGGAGCUGGAGGCCCUGGAGAGAACGCCGGAGAAGGGAGACACCGCUGGGCUGAAGAGGAAACAGACAAACAUUACAGACUUCUAUCAGGCCAAGAGAAAAGUCGUGUGGAUGCCCAGGAAAUCUGGGGAGUGAUUCACAGAGAUGCUGCCGGAAAAAACGCCCAAGAAACCACACAGGCAGGCAGCACCUGACUCAGGAAUCAUAUGUUCCACACGGACUCCAGCAAUGAAUCACCUAAACAAAAAAAAAAACCCACAGGAGAGCUGCGUGUCACCGCUACGGCACACAGUUAAUUAGGGUGCCGCAUAGGAGGGGCCUGGCUGGCUUCUUCCCGCCCAGUGGUAAGAUUGGGACAUUUGAGCAGAAAAGAUUAACAGUAAUCCCAGGAAUCAGUGGAUUUAUACUCAUUUUGGAUCGAGGGGCUCGCCAAAGAGCCGUCUGACAUUCGCUGCAGCAGCUCUUACGGGGAAAUCUCAGCUUGUCGGUAACUCUCUACCUCUCACCGGAAAGAAGGAAGGCUGGAUGAAACGUUUUCAGAUGUCACUGGGGUUAUUGGGGUCGCAGGAAGAAGCCGAAGACCGGCUGAAAACUGGAGAGAAUCAGGGGGGAGGGGAGGGGGGAAGCACUUUGUCUCCUUUGUUCAAAUGCACUAUUGUUUUUAUUACAGUGUUUUUCUACUUUAAAUACCUUCUUGUACUGUUUUAAACCUACUUAAGGAGCUCUGAUAACUUGAGCAUGCAGAAGCUUUGCUUAGACUUUAAACGACGGACGUCCCAACUUGUUUCUUUCCACCCAGUGUGAAAUGGUUUAAGAUGAAUCUUUUUUUCUUUUUAAAUCAGCCCAGACUCUCGACAGAGGGAAACACCUUAGAGCUGGUGGCCUCUGGCGCAGCUAUUUAUAGCAUAUAUGUAGUAAUCUAACUCAAGAGAUUUAUUGACAGAAUUUAUUUUAGCCUUGUCAGGUACCAUUGAGUUAAAAAACACUUCAGCGUUGCACACAAAUCUGAUGGUGUUUCACGAGGCAUGGAGCAUCCAGCGCCACGUGGUUUUGUGCCGUUUUUUAAACUCCAGAGAGGACAAUCAGAAGAAAGUGUUCCUGGACACAAAUGUAUUAUUUGCUAAGCUGAAAUCACAAGCUGUAUUGUUUUUUUUAUUUAUUUAUGUUUCUUUUUGUUUCUAAGCACAGCACAGUUUUAUCAAAUAAAUCAUGUUCCUUUUUUUUUUUUUUUUUUCCCUGACAUUUAUCUCUGUUCUGGCAAAUCCUGCCGCUAUGGAUAAUCUGACCGGGUCACAGACAAGGGCCUGUAAUUCUAAUCCUUUACGUACUGACAGCUUUGAAAUGUCCACCGCUUGCAAAUCCAAGGCGAAAGAAUCGCCCCGAACAGCGAAAGCCCUUCUGUUGAUAGAUGCUUGUGCCCGGGUCCUGUAACUGCAUUGUUUAUGUUAAAAGCUAUAAAUAAGUGUAACCUUUAUUUAUUGAGCGAUUGUGUUCCAAGUGUCGAUUUAGACUGUUUUAAUUAUGACACGUCUGAACCUAAAUAAAAUGUUCAAGAGGC